CCCGCAAUCUCUGAGGCACUGUGCUGCCUGCUGGUUGCACACAGGACACGCCAUGAAGCUGGCCCUCCUGCCAUGGAUUAUGAUGCUGCUGGUGACAAUCCCAGGCCCCAGGCCCACAGCAGGCAACCCAAGGAGCUGCUCCCUGCGCUGUGGGGAACAGGAAGGCCUCUGCUCUUGUCAUCCAACCUGCAUGGGCCUCCACAACUGCUGUGAAGACUUUCUGAACUAUUGCCUAGAGAUCUCACCCUCCUCAGGCUCCAUGAUGGGGGGCAAAGACUUCGUGGUGCAGCAUUUAAAGUGGCCUUACUCUACUGAUGGUGUCUUUUGCAGGUUUAAGGACAGUGUCCAGACCCUUGGCUAUGUGGACAGCUUGAAUCGAGUGCACUGUAUCUCACCCUUGCUCUAUGAAAGCGGCCACAUUCCCUUCACCAUCUCACUGGACAAUGGCCGUUCCUUCCCCCGCGCAGGCACUUGGCUAGCUGCACAUCCCUACAAAGUAUCCGAGUCCGAGAAGAGCCAGCUGGUGAAUGAGACCCACUGGCAAUAUUACGGCACCGCGGCGGACACCGGCGGAAACCUCAGCCUCACCUGGAACGCCUCACUGCUGCCCAUGCCGGCUGUCACCAUUGAGCUGUGGGGCUAUGAGGAGACAGGAAAACCCUACUCUGAGAACUGGAUGGCAAAGUGGUCCUAUCUGUACUCUCUGACUAGAAACACCCCCAACUCUGGCUUCUUUACUUUCACCCCCGAACCUGCAUCUCCUGAGCACCAGAGGUGGAAAGUAGGUGCCCUGAGGAUCAGCAGCAGCGGGAACUAUGCAGGACAACAGGAUGUGCUAGCCCUCUGGACCAAUGAUCACGCGCUGGCCUGGCACCUGGGUGAUGACUUCCGGGCAGACUCUGUUACCUGGGCCCGUAAACAAUGCCUGGCCUGGGAGGCACUGGAAGAUCAGCUGCCCAACUUCCUGACAGAACUGCCAGACUGCCCCUGCACACUGGCCCAGGCCAGAGCUGACUCUGGCCGCUUCUUCACUGACUAUGGCUGUGACAUUGAGCAUGGCAGUGUUUGCACCUACCACCCAGGGGCUGUGCAUUGUGUGCGCUCUGUGCAGGCCAGCCCCAGGUAUGGCUCAGGCCAGCAGUGCUGCUAUACGGCAGCAGGCACCCAACUCCUGACCUCCGACUCCACGAGCGGCAGCACCCCUGACCGCGGCCACGACUGGGGUGCACCCCCAUACCGCACCCCUCCCCGUGUGCCGGGCAUGUCCCAUUGGCUCUAUGACGUCAUGAGCUUCUACUACUGUUGUCUCUGGGCACCUGAGUGUUCCCGCUAUAUGAAGCGGCGGCCCUCCAGUGACUGCCGAAGCUAUAGACCGCCACGCCUGGCCUCUGCCUUUGGGGACCCCCACUUUGUCACCUUCGAUGGCACCAGCUUCUCAUUCAGCGGGAGUGGCGAGUACGUGCUGUUGGAGGCGACGUUAAGUGACCUGAGGGUGCAGGGACGGGCCCAGCCUGGGAAAAUGCCCAAUGGCACCGAGGCCCGGGGCACAGGACUAACUGCAGUGGCUGUCCAAGAAGACAACUCCGACGUGCUAGAGGUGAGGUUGACUGACAGCCCUCAGGUCCUCCUGCAAGUGUUGCUGAACCAGAAAGCACUCAGUUUCACUGAACAGAAUUGGAUGGACCUGAAGGGUAUGUUCCUGUCAGUGACUUCUGAGGAUAAGGUAUCGAUCAUGUUGUCAUCGGGGGCUGGCCUUGAGGUCAGUAAACAAGGUCCUUUCCUGGGUGUGACCAUCCUGCUGCCUGAGAAGUUCCUGACCCACACUCAUGGUCUACUGGGGACACUCAACGACAACCCCAAAGAUGACUUCACCCUGAGCAAUGGCCAGGUCCUGCCCCCGAAUGCCAGUGCUCAGCAGGUGUUCCAGUUUGGAGCCAACUGGACUGUUUCCAGCACCUCUUCCUUGUUCACCUAUGACUCCCAGUUUCUGGUCGACAAAUUCUUGAACCAACCCAAGCAUGACCCCAACUUCAAACCACUCUUCCCCAAUGAGAUCACACUCAGACCCAGCCAGGGAGAAGAGAUGGACAAACUGUGUGAGAGUGACCGUUUCUGCAUCCUGGACGUGAUAAGUACAGGGGACCUGAGUGUGGGCAAUGCCACCCGGGCUGCCCACCAACUACACCAGCAGCGUCUGAAGAGCCUGCAGCCUGUGGUGUCCUGUGGCUGGCUACCCCCACCUUCGAAUGGGCACAAGGAAGGCUUGAAGUACCUGGUGGACUCCAUUGUCCGUUUCAGCUGCAAAAGUGGCUACAACUUGGUAGGGUCAGAGUCUAGCACCUGCCGAGCGGACGGUACCUGGUCCACGCCCACCCCAGAGUGUCAGCCAGGACGGAACUACACCGUGCUCCUGAGUAUCAUCUUCGGAGGCCUGGCCAUCGUGGCUCUGAUUUCUAUCAUCUACGUGCUGCUGCACCGCCGCAGGAAGAGGAACAUGAACAUGUGGAGUUCACAGCCCUGAGACAGGAGCAUGCUUGAUCUACAGCAUCAUGCCAUGUGGUCGCCAAGACCCAGCCUCCCAGGAGAGGCCCAAGUCACAUGUACCCUCGUCCUAUGAUUCCCACAUCUAAUUAUCUGUGCCUUCAACACGGUGGACCUAUUACCUGUGGCUAACCUGUCCUUUUGACUGAGGCAUGAUGCCAGGUAUUCUAACUCCUGAGCCUCACCCUCUCCUCCAUCUGUAACCUGCUCUACGUCUGUCUAGUGAUUAUGGCUCAGAUUCCUCAGACUUGAAGAAUCCUCUUCAUGUCUUGUCCUAAAACUGGAGUGCUUGUGUCCCAAGCCCAAAUACUCCUGCAUUGGAAGCUCACAAGUCCCUCACUCCCCAGGGCUUGAUAGACUGAGGCCUGGCGCCUGCCCUCCUGUGAGGGCCCCCAGAACUGAGCUGCCUUGGUUCCUGCACCGUGGCCCAACUUGAGAGCCCCGGGUAGGCCCAAUCCCACAGUGAGGAGAGGCCUCGGGGCCUGAGCAGAGAGAGCGAGUCCUCCGGCAGAAAAAGAGACACCCUUUGCUUAUCAGGCUUGUACUCGUACCUCUUCUGUAGCAGACUCAGGAAUACCCUUCCCUGCCUGUACAAGAAGAAAACAAGCUCACGUUACCUCUUCCCUGUGUGUGUCUGCU
Molecule: messenger RNA, 3180 nt
Organism: Peromyscus eremicus (cactus mouse)
Lineage: Eukaryota; Metazoa; Chordata; Mammalia; Rodentia; Cricetidae
Gene: Susd2
Product: sushi domain containing 2
Exons: 15
Coding region: 53-2521 (822 amino acids)
Source: RefSeq, a predicted model, not a curated record